Lethenteron reissneri (Far Eastern brook lamprey) is the source of this 1998-nucleotide messenger RNA. It is a transcript of the gene TMEM70, whose product is annotated as transmembrane protein 70. The record is from RefSeq and is a predicted model, not a curated record. Gene Ontology annotation, cellular component: mitochondrial membrane. Lineage: Eukaryota; Metazoa; Chordata; Hyperoartia; Petromyzontiformes; Petromyzontidae. Gene Ontology annotation, biological process: mitochondrial proton-transporting ATP synthase complex assembly.
GCGUGACGUCAUUUAUGCACUGCUCACGCACGUGCACUUUGAAGUUCAAACAGCGUAACCUCAUUUAACCUUAAACGCGAAUUAAGUAACCGCGGACGUUGCCCGACCCCUCUAAUUGUAUGCAGAUUGUACUUUAAAUAAAGCGACAUUCAAAAAGUGUGAAUCGUAAAUAAAAGGAAAGGCCGUGGGCAUUUUGCGAUGUUGGCAGCACUGUCGCUGGGCCCGAGGCGCGGGCUUCCCGUGGGGUGGGGCGGCCUCGGAUGGAAGCUCUGCCCGGCUCGGGGUCGCAUCGCCGGGCACGACGGAAGGCCCGAGCCGGUCUCGAUGCCCCGACUCGCUGCAACUUCGUAUUCUUCUUGCGCCUUCACCGAGGGUGGUUUGUUUGACAAAGUAACUCUACAGGCGUCACGCUGGCAGCCGUGGACCAGACGGGGCUUGUGCAGCAAGGUGAGCGGUGGGUCGACCGCCUCUGCUCAGGGGUGGCUCAUCUACGAUGGCAACUUCACCAGCAGAGUCCGAGGAGUGAAGGUGCUAUCUUACUCAUCCAGUGUGAUGAGCCUGGCCAUAGCCCCUACACUAAUGGCUCAGACUGGACUUGCUGAAGCAGGUACUGCCUUCCAGGCGUUGCUGGGCACGGCAUGGCUCAUCUUCACGUUCAUGACUCCGGCAGCGCUGCACUUUAUCACGCGCUCCUACGUUAGCCGCCUCUACCACAACCCGGAGUGCGAUGAGUACACAGCCGUCACGCUAACCGCGUUUCUGACCGAGCGCCACACCUCCUUCCACCGCGAUGCCGUCGCCGUGCCGGGCGUGGCACGCAUGUUCACCACCUUCACCGCGGCCGGGCGGCCCUUCCUCGUUGACCCGUCGCAGUUCCGCGACUACCUGGACUUUGCGCACCUAAUGGGCCACGACCAGCCGUUUGUUUUCAAGCAGGAGGAGAGCGUGCACGAUCGAGACGACGACGACGACGAUGACGUUGUUGUUCCUGAAAAACCGCGGGAAAAGGAGGAGGCCAAGAUGGCUCGCAAGGAGUAAAUCACUGCAGGGCAGAGCCAUGACUCCCUCCCUCGCCCCCUUGGAGUUCAGAUGGAUUGUGGCAGUCGUUGGAAACAGUAUUGACUAUUGUGCUUCCUUUUAAUGUCACUGGAAUCCGUUCACUGCAGAUUUUGUUGUUGUUUUUCCUCCGCAAAAAAACAAGAGGUUUAUUAAUGUGAGUGAAUGUGAUAUUUGUUUUCUGUCUGUGAGAGAUGUGGUGCCGUGGUGUUAAGAUGGUCAAGACACGAUUGAGAAAGGCAAUGGAAAUUGGAUAUUAAUUGACAGUGUGAUUGUAUGUCCUUACAACCCGAAUAAUUCCCAACAAAACCCAAUUAUUUCCAUAAAAACACAUGUACAGCUCGUAAUGUUAUUUAUUUUAUGUUUAUAAUAUGGAAAGCAAUAUUACUGGUUAUGAACAUCGCUGAAACCGCCUAAAAUCACAAAGUAAUUCUGUAUCGCACAAUCUAAUGCGAAAGUAGCUACUGAACAAUACAGUACUAAACUGGCACUACCUGACGUGAUAUUUCUGCACAAUGUGGAUAUGCAGAUAAUAAUAACUCAGCAUUGCUUGGCAUGCUGUAACAUUUUUUACUUCAGAGAGUGGAAUUUUCUUUUUUUUUUAUCUUAUAUGUGGGAAACAUGGCCACGUUGUUUCAAGAACAAACUAUACCCAAACUGGCAAUGCAUACCAACAGCCACUAUUCACGAAUGGAUAUGGCGUUGAGACUAUUUGUGUUGCCCUCAUCACUUCGCGUAUUUUAUUUGCGGAGAGAGGGAAAGCAAGCGGGUCUUGUUGGGUUUCGAUGAGGCCUUCAAAUCGUUGCACACAACUGCUUCGCCACUCUCCCAGGUGCAUCAUACCACCCGAUGUAGCAGUGAAUGAAGUGCCCCAAACGUUUUCGAGAAGAUUCAUGUCAUUGCACUUAACAAGUGUCAAUAAAUCUACAAAUUUCCUUAUCA